Messenger RNA from Lutzomyia longipalpis, 1047 nucleotides. RefSeq names its product riboflavin kinase (gene Rfk). Gene Ontology annotation, cellular component: mitochondrion. Lineage: Eukaryota; Metazoa; Arthropoda; Insecta; Diptera; Psychodidae. Gene Ontology annotation, biological process: riboflavin biosynthetic process; FMN biosynthetic process. Gene Ontology annotation, molecular function: riboflavin kinase activity. The coding region runs from base 363 to 842 and encodes 159 amino acids. The record is from RefSeq and is a predicted model, not a curated record. The transcript is spliced from 3 exons.
CCUCAAUACGAGCUCAGCAUACCAGGGCUGUUUUAUGCUAUUCCUGACCUCGAAUUCUCUCCCUCCUUGUCGCUCGCAUGAGCUACAGAGAGUGUUAGAGAAAGCAACAUUGAGUGUGGUGGAGGAGGUGGUGGUGUGGAAAAUAAAUAGCACUGGAAAAUCAGAGAGAGAGUCCAGAGGUUUCUUUCCCCAUCAGCAGUGAAGGCUGAACAUUGUUUUUUGCAAUUAAAUCCAAUGAAUUUGUGUGUGACAGAGAAUCACGAUGAGAAUCUAAAAUUCAUGUGAUAAGAUUAAUUUAUUGUUGCGUCAAGAAAUUGUGAGAGAACGUGAUUGUGAAAUUUUUGUGUGGUGAGCACGUGAAGAUGCUGGUCAAAGAAAUUCUACCACUUUUUGUAUCCGGAAAGGUCAUUCGGGGCUUUCGUCGUGGCACUGAAAUGGGCUUCCCCACAGCAAAUUACCCUGUUGAAGUUGUGAGAUCACUCCCGGUGGACUUUGAGACGGGAAUCUACUGUGGAUGGGCACAAGUUUCCGGUGGUGAUGUUCACAAGAUGGUCAUGAGUGUUGGAUGGAAUCCCUUCUUUGACAAUAAAGAGAAAUCAAUGGAAACGCACAUCCUUCACAACUUCCAGGAGGAUUUCUACGAUGAGACAUUAAAGGUUUGCGUGGCACAUUACUUAAGGCCCGAAGCGAAUUUUACAACGCUGGAAAACCUCAAAAAGGCAAUUAAUCGUGAUUGUGAGGAUUCCGAGAGAAUACUGGACAUGCCAGAAUUUCUACGGUACAAAAGUGAUCCUUUCUUCAUCACCACAACCACCACAAAUGGACAUUUAGGGCAUCUAUAGGAGACUUAGAUCCAACACCACACUGACCUCUCUCAUUCAGCUAAUAGUCCGAAAAUUCCCCAGGAGAACACAAAUCUCUGUCUCUCUCUAAAAAAUGAAAUUGUAGGUUUUAGCCAAAUUAUUGCGUGAAUGUCGCUGAAUUUUCUGUGAAAUUUGCAAGUUACUUAGAUAUUUAUAAAAUAUACAAGGUUUGCAAGAAAAAAAC